AUGGGUUUUAAUGAAGAUGAAAAUGAAUUAUUACCAAGAAUGUAUAGAUUUGUUAGAGAUUCAUUUUUCGGUAACGGUGUUUACCUAAUGUCUGGCAGAAAGCUCUUCAGACAACCGGAAGAAUUGGAGUCAUACGUGGUUGAUGAAAAAUACUUGGGAGGUGGUCAAGAAGCAAAUCCUAUAGUUACAGAGAACGCCAAAGAAGGUGGUGAUGAGGAACUGUUGUCAGCGAAAAAGGAGGGUCUAGAGACGGCAGAAGAUGACAGCUCAUCAGACACAGACGAUCUUAUCAUAGUUGAUUGGGAUGGUGAAAAUGAUCCGGAAAACCCCCAGAAUUGGCCUACUUACCAAAAGGCUAUCUUUGCCACUCUUGUUGGAUUCUUAACAUUCUCAGUAUAUGUUGCUUCAGCUAUCUAUACUCCAGGUCUUGAAGAUAUUAUGAUAGAGUUUAAUGUUUCUGAAACUGUUGCGAUAGUCCCAUUAACUAUGUUUGUUGUUGGUUACGGUAUUGGACCAAUGUUCUUAUCUCCCAUUACUGAGAAUGCUGCUGUGGGUAGAAAUUAUGUCUACAUUUCCACAUUAUUUAUUUUCUUCAUCUUACAAAUCCCAACUGCUUUAUCUAAGAAUAUUGCCAGUUUGUCUGUUUUAAGACUUAUAUCGGGAUUUUUCGCAUCUCCAGCAUUGGCUACCGGUGGUGCAUCUAUGGCUGAUGUUAUUAGAUUCCCUUAUAUUCCUGUUGGAUUAUGUGCUUGGGCUUUGGGUGCUGUUUGUGGUCCAUCAUUUGGUCCAUUAAUUGGUGGUGUUCUAACUGUUAAGCGCGAUUGGAGAUGGACCUUCUGGUUCAUGGCAAUGCUUUCUGGUUCGGCCUUGGUUAUCUUGACCUUCUUCCUCCCUGAAAGUUAUGGUAAAACUUUACUUUACAGAAAGGCUAAAAGAUUGAGAAAUUUAACUGGUAACACCAAAAUUACUUCAGAAGGUGAAUUGGAAAUUAAAUCAAUGAAUAGACAUCAACUUAUUAUUGAUAUUUUAUGGAGACCUUUUGAAAUUACCCUAAUUGAACCAGUGGUUAUGUUGAUUAACGUUUACAUUGCUCUUGUCUAUUCUGUGAUGUACUUAUGGUUUGAAGGUUUCCCAAUUGUUUUUGCGCAAACUUAUGGGUUCCCAUUGGUUACCCUUGGUGCAUCUUAUAUUUCUCUUGUUAUUGGUAUUCUCCUUGGUGGGUUGAUUUAUAUGGUUUAUGUCUAUCAAAAGUUCACUUUAAAGGUUUUAAAGGGUGAAGGAUUUGUUCCUGAAGUUUUUAUCCCUAUGUCCAUAUUUGGUUCUAUCUUAUUACCUACCGGUAUAUUCAUUUUUGGUUGGACUGCUGCGAAAGACCUUCAUUGGAUUGGCCCAAUGAUUGGUGCAGGUAUCUUUGGAGCUGGUGCAUUGAUUAUUUUCCAAACUUUAUUCAACUAUUUGAGUUCUUCAUUCUACAGAUAUUUGGCUUCGACUUUUGCUUCCAAUGCCUUGUUUAGAAGUGUCAUUGCUGGUUGUUUCCCAUUGUUUGGUAGACCAUUAUUUGAUAACUUGAAGACUGAUAGAUUCCCUGUUGGUUGGGGUUCGAGUAUUUUGGGCUUUAUUUCAAUGGCAAUGAUUGCUAUACCUGUUUUCUUUUACAUUUAUGGUCCUCAAUUGCGUGCGAGAUCAAGAUAUGCAAACUAA
Lizanozyma spartinae is the source of this 1701-nucleotide messenger RNA. Its product is annotated as MFS transporter. The record is from RefSeq and is a predicted model, not a curated record. Gene Ontology annotation, molecular function: fluconazole transmembrane transporter activity. The transcript has 2 exons. Gene Ontology annotation, biological process: xenobiotic detoxification by transmembrane export across the plasma membrane. NCBI's taxonomy places the organism in Eukaryota, Fungi, Ascomycota, Pichiomycetes, Serinales, Debaryomycetaceae. Bases 1 to 1701 code for a protein of 566 amino acids.